ACCAAAUCAGCCUUAGCGUAGCAAAUACGCCCCUCUUCCAGCCUUCCCCUCCCUGUACCUACUACCCGCCCCGCCCUUCCAGUUCCAGAAGUUUCUGGAAGCCAACCCAAGCCAUGGACGCCGCCAGCAUAGCCGCCGCCGCCGCCGCCGUGGCCACCCCGCCCCCUGGCCCGGCCGUGACCGUGCAGGUACCGCGCGGGCAGGUGGAUCUGAUUGACUUCAUCGACUGGACUGGCGUCGAGUGCCUAAACCAGGACUCCUCCCACAGCAUCGUCAACGCGCUCAAGCAGAGUUUGAGGGACGACGAGGGGCUGUACCUCGCCAGUGAUUCGGACGAGCAGCUGCUGAUCUACAUCCCCUUCAUGCAAGUGGUCAAACUGCAUUCCGUGCUAUUCAAAGGCCCCGAGGAAGAGGGCCCUAAAACAGUAAAACUCUUUUCCAACAAAGAGCAUAUGGGUUUCAGCAAUGUCAAUGACUAUCCACCAAUGGACACCCUUGAGCUAUCCUCCGAUCAUUUGAUAGAGAAUAAACCUUUGCCGCUAAAGUAUGUCAAGUUCCAAAAUGUUCGCAGCCUGACUGUAUUUAUUGAGGACAAUCAAUCUGGAAGUGAUGUCUCGAAAAUUCAAAAGGUUGCUCUUUAUGGCACAACUGUGGACACGACAAAUAUGAAGGAUCUGAGAAAGACAGAAGAGCACUGAGACCAUUUAAAGGCUGAGCUUAAUCCAGUGGGUGUAUGACAUACUAGAAACAGUUAGAUGUUGAAUUGAGCAAUUUCUAGUUGACCCUGGCAAACUUUUUCCCCAAUUUUUAUACACGAGGAGUUAAAAGACGGUCUGGUGAUGCCGAAGCUAUUACCUCUUGGCAUCUUGUAAUCCUGCAAUUUAUGUCUUGGGGAUCCGAAUUCAUUUCAUGAAUUUACCAAAAUUAGUCCAUGCGUCGAUGGUCUCGCAAACUUUGCCAGCAGAGCUUAGUUCGUUCAUGGCGCUGUGAUAUGCGUAAGAUUUAAUCAAGUCGUGGCUGUACUUGCCGUA
This is a messenger RNA of Zea mays, 1031 nucleotides long. RefSeq lists its product as uncharacterized. The transcript is spliced from 7 exons. The record is from RefSeq and is marked provisional. The coding region runs from base 114 to 698 and encodes 194 amino acids. Lineage: Eukaryota; Viridiplantae; Streptophyta; Magnoliopsida; Poales; Poaceae.